Molecule: messenger RNA, 1305 nt
Organism: Cornus florida
Lineage: Eukaryota; Viridiplantae; Streptophyta; Magnoliopsida; Cornales; Cornaceae
Product: putative E3 ubiquitin-protein ligase XBAT35
Exons: 1
Coding region: 140-691 (183 amino acids)
Source: RefSeq, a predicted model, not a curated record
AAGCUAUAAACUAGUAGUAGUAAGAAACAAAAACUGUGUGUUUCCGACCUUCAAAAGCAGUUCGAGAGAGAGAGAGAGAGAUAGAGAGAGAGAGAGAGCUUAGUUGGGAUUCUCAGAGAGAGAAGAAGAGGAGAGAAAGAUGGAAGGGGUGGGUAGAAGAAGACCAUGGAAGGAUUUGAAACAACGGCUGGCAUUUAAGGGGAUUGGGCUAUGUGGGUCAUUAUGGAGUCUCAGUGUUUCCAAUAUGAACCCAAGCGAAGAUGGUCUUGACCCAGAACAACAAGAACAAGAACCGAUCAUGGGUGGUGGUGGUGGUGGUGGUGUGGGUCAGAUUCCGGCGGUGCUCAGCUCGGCUCCGCCUUCUGUGGGUCAGAUACCGGCGUAUCCUGGGAUAAACCUGGCGACGGCGUUGGCGGAGGAGCGCAAUCAGCGGUCUGUGGGUCCCACAGUGACGCCGUUGAGGUCGCUGAUGAGAUUGUUCGAUGAAACGGACGGUGUGGAUGGGGAGGAGGGGAACAAAGAAGGUGGGAUUGAUGCGCUGUGCUGCGUGUGCAUUGAGAGGAAUAAAGGUGCGGCUUUUAUCCCCUGCGGGCACACCUUCUGUAGGGUUUGUUCGAGAGAGCUGUUGUUGAACCGUGGGUCCUGUCCUCUCUGUAACCGUUCCAUUAACGAGAUUCUUGAUAUCUUUUAACAUUUUGUCUCUCUUCAUAUCAAGAUUUGGACAAGGAAGAAGAUUUUUGCACUCGUUUUUUAUUUUUUAUUUUUUUUUAUGCACUUACUUUUUUGUCUUUUCCAAAAAAAAAAAAAAAAAAAAAAAUUGUUUCUAAUACUUGAUAUUUAUAGUUGGGGGAUAAUAAUAAUUUCAUUUUUUUUAAAGUAGAAUUAUAAAAAGGUGUGUACAUAUGCUAGUAUUUUAUAUGUACAAACAAACAUCAGCUCCAUCUGAAAAGGCUCCGUAGAAUGUCAAAAUAAAUAAAUAGAAACUUUAUUUAGUAUUUCUAUUCUAAAGGUCCACGAAGGUUAUGGACUGUACAUUCACUCAUUUAUACCUUUCACUUUUCAUUUAGAUUCAAUGUGAGACAAGUACUUUUUGUAAUAUUCUUUUUUAUCCGAAUUCGUAACAUUUCCGUUGCAGUUGAGCCACCCUACCUAUUCGGCGUUGCAGUUGAGCCACCCUACCUAUCCGGAUGGCACAUCCGAAUGUCUUUCUGCCUUUCGGCCGGCGCUUGACAUGACAUCAGAAAUUAACUCUGAUACCAAUUGCAAUUGGAUAGUGCUGCAAUAUGGGAUAACCACCCUUGUAAC